AGAGAGCGAGAGAGCGAAGCGAGAAAGACAGAAAGAGAGAGAGCGAGAGCGAGAAAGAGCACAUAGUGCUGCAGUGCCCACAGACCACACAUCCUGAUACAGUUGUCUUUCAAUCAUAACCCAGAGCAGCACAACUUUUUCACCUCUGCUUUUGGUUGACACUCUCUGAGCAGGGUCCCCAUCAAGGCCUCAGCAAGAAGAGACAAGACUGGGACUCCACAUCUACUGACCCACAGCCCACCUCCCCAGUGAAAGAACCCUGCUGACCAACAUGGGUUCAGUUCUACCACGGGGAUCCCCCUCAUUCUGCUUCAGGCUCUUCUUCUUCAGCACCUGCCUGGUGCCUCUCCUGUACUUUCUGAGUAUGUAUGGGUGGGGUCUAAACUCCGAGAGACGCCACAUUGUCACCGGGAACCUCACCAUCCUCCUGUGGCAUUGGCCCUUCGGCCCAUCCUACAGCCUGGAGGGAGACGUGUGCUGGGACAGGUACCGUAUCCCUGGCUGCCGCCUGGUGGACCAGCGCUCCCUCUACCCUAGCGCUGACCUGGUGGUCUUCCACCACAGAGAGCUGAUGACGGGCCAGGAGCGUCUGCCCUUACACCUCCCCCGGGCGAGGCACCAGACGUGGGUCUGGCUCUCCCUGGAGUCCCCUGACAACAAUGGAGACCUGAAGCCCUUCAAUAACGUGUUCAAUUGGACCAUGUCCUACCGCCGUGAUGCCGAUUUCACCAUACCAUAUGGAAAGCUGGUGGCGAAGGACAGAGAUACGGGUAAUUAUAGCAGCACACAGGGCUACAUUCCUAAAAAUAAGUCCCACCUGGCCUGCUGGGUGGUUAGUCACUACAACCCCCAGCAAAAGAGGAGCUUGGUGUACAAUAGCCUAAGGAAAAGCAUCAAAGUGGAGGUGUAUGGGCAAUUGGAAGGGAGAGUACUGGCCCCCAGCAACUUGCUGCCCACCAUCUCACGCUGCUACUUCUACCUGGCCUUUGAGAACUCCAUCUCCAAGGAUUACAUCACAGAGAAGCUCUGGCGGAACGCUUACCAGGCAGGGGCGGUGCCUGUGGUUCUCGGUCCGCCUCCAGAUGACUACAAGGCUGUGGCCCCCCCCAACUCCUUCAUCCACAUUGAGGACUUUCCAUCCACUACAGAGCUGGGGAACUCUCUCAGCCAGCUAAUACUGGAUAAGGAGAGAUAUGCUGGGUACUUUGCAUGGCGCCACAGCCAUCAAGUGAAAGUGUACACAGACUGGAGGGAGAGGCUUUGUAGCAUCUGCUCCCAGCAUCACAUCCUGCCUGCUCAGAAGGUGUACCGCGACCUGGAGGCCUGGGUCAGGUGGGGACAUGAAGUCCACUGACAGAGCCUCAAAGGCUUUCUGCAUACCCAAAUGAGCUCCGACUCCAGUGCACUACUUUUGAACAGGGUCCAUAAGUACACCACCUUGUAAAAACGCACAGCUUCAAGAGUGUUAGUCAUCAAGAACCAGUGCAUUUCACAUACACGGACGUGUGUCAAUGAGUCAGUAAAGUACACAUUGAGAAACAGGGCUUUCCUGUGUUAUAGUUUCACCCUCUGCCAAUAACUAGUGUUCCCAUUUUCCUUCCCCACACGCAGCAAAAUAACUUGAGAAGUGGCUCUAUGAACAUUUUAAUUGAUAUCACAGUAAGAUGUGUAAAAACAGCAGAAUUUAAGUAAUAUGUUACAGUACCAAUGCAGAAGGAACAGGAGAUAUACCAAGCCAAACAUUUAACGACACUUAUUUAUAAUGUGUGGAUAUGACAUUGACAAGACUUAUUGCAAGGCGUUCACUAUAAAGCAUUAGAACACCCACAAGGUAAAAACCUUAACUGUGAGAACAAAAUGUAAAAUUUUCAACUUGGAAUAAAUUGUAACUACACAGGAGUUUGGAAUGGAAAAUGUACAGGUAACAUCUUCAGGUUUCCCCAGAGAAUUAGCCAGUUUCAAUAAAUUAUCAAAUAUGCUUUCAAUUAUAAACAUGGGAUUGUGUAAAAACAUGUCACAAGAGAGCAGAGUCACAAGAGGAAAUCACUUUAAAUACAUAUGAAGGCACGAGAUUUUGACUUGGCCAUUUUAGAAAGGCCCGAGCAAAGCAACUAUUAUAGGAUUGAGGAAGUCAGUGACAAACAAUUUAGGUCACUGACAAUCACGUUAACAAGAAAAAAAAAGGUUGAGAGGCAGUACUCAAUGCCCCACGACAGACAUCCUACCGUUUGUCCCUUUGGUGCAACGUGAACUACGGUUCCAGUUUCAAAAUAAUAAAAUCACGUCAGUUAAUGUGCAACAGAUGAAAAAUACAUUCAUGGGUAACAAAACAUACCAGAAUUCUUAGCAACACAAGUACACUGUAUUUGAUACUUCCACUAAUGAAUGUCCUCCUGAGAAAGACAAAAGAAUACUUAGAAACUCUAGAUAAGAAAACUGUCACCUGAAAAUAGCUCACCGCUGGAGGAUAACACAGAACAAAGACGUUCAAGAUAAAGAAACAAAAUAUAUAUAAAAAAAAAUCAGACUCAACAACAGCAAAACUUUGUGCAAAGCCAUCUCAUACCGGAUUCAGAGCCAAUGGUUAACCCCUCCCCAUCCCUUUAGUCAUGAUGCUGGCUGGGGCGUCAACAGUCGUGCAGAUGACUUGUAGCUGAACUGGGUGGGAGGCAAGGCACAACCGAUGAACAGGCAACAUGAAGCAGAGAGACAAAAGGCAGAGAGACACCGGGAAGCUCCAGCGUUGAGCCAUUUAUUUACUGGCCAACAAGCCGCCACUCACCUGACUUUCUCUCUGUGGUCCAGGGGGACUAGGGUGUGGUAGAACUGCAUAUGAGGACACCCGCCUGGGUUGGUGGGGGCUGGAGGACUAAAGAGGUAGGCAUGUUGGGUGGGGAAGGGAAGAGGUGGCCACAUGGCCCGGGCUGGUUUGGAGAACUGGAACCUGUUUAGCUUGUCAGGUGACCCACCAGUCCAGGGUGCAGGGCCUGCUUAAAGACAUCUGGCCUCUGGAGGGGGGGCAUGUAGAAGGUGGGGCCCCCAGGGUGGCCAGAGAGAGAGUACCCCUGCCCGGGGAGGGGGGAGUGAGCCAUGUGCGGGGGAGGGGGGCUCUGCUCAUAGUACUGUCCUUCACACUCCUCAUCGAAGGGGAGGGCCAGGCGCUUCCCCUUCUGUCUGCGGUUACAGAACCACACACGUACCACCUGCCAAAAACAACAAGUCACAAGCUUACCAAACAGCAUCUCCACACCUCUUAUUAGAAAUACAGAACCUGACAGGGUCAGAAGUUAACAGCAUUAAGAUUCAAACCAUGGCAACACAAGCAAGAAGGCAUUUGCCAUAAAUGCAUUUAGGCACCCUGUCAUGUAAGAGGAACUUAAAAUCCAUAUAGGGUUGAGGAAGUAUAAGGCAGUAAGUGAUGGCCAGCUGUAUGGGACUCACAUCUCUCUCCAGACACAGGUCAUCAGCAAUGUGUGUGAUCUCCUGGGUGUUCGGUUUGGGACACUUGACAAAGUAGGACUCCAGAGCAGUGCGCACCGACCCCUCCAGACUGGUCCUCCGCUUCCUCUUCCUGGUGUCCACAAAUACCCGCUCGAUCUUGUACAUCUGGGGACAAAUAUGAACUUAUAUUUAGACCGGGACAUUGCAGUGUGCUUUGGUCCAUUCCAGAGCUGAUAAUACUAUGGUUCCACUCAACCCCCCCUUGCCUAUUUAGCUUCUGCGCUAUUUAACAGUGAACAUUGUCUAAUAAAUAUUACCUUGGU
Messenger RNA from Oncorhynchus masou masou (cherry salmon), 3764 nucleotides. Its product is annotated as alpha-(1,3)-fucosyltransferase 7-like. Gene Ontology annotation, molecular function: alpha-(1->3)-fucosyltransferase activity. The transcript has 2 exons. Bases 272 to 1354 code for a protein of 360 amino acids. NCBI's taxonomy places the organism in Eukaryota, Metazoa, Chordata, Actinopteri, Salmoniformes, Salmonidae. Gene Ontology annotation, cellular component: membrane. The record is from RefSeq and is a predicted model, not a curated record.